AAUGCUAUAAUGGUAUUUGAAAAGUGUAAAGAAUUAUUAGGUCUUAAUAAUAUAUUAGCAAAAACUCUACUAUUUCAUCUGGAAUAUUUACUGAAUAAAAAUAAUUCUACAGAAUUAAAUAAUAUAUUAACAAAAAUUAAUCAAAUUUCUAAUAUUAAAGAUAGUGAAUUACUACUUUUUGUUAGAUGCAAAGUAUAUAUAGAAUUAAAAAUGUAUCAUGAAGCAAUGUUAGACUUGAACUUGUUAUAUGAUAAAAAUAAUUAUUAUUAUUAUAAAUAUAUUUCAUAUAUUUCAUAUAUUUAUUUAUUACGAGAAUACACAGAUUUUUGGUUAUAUUUAAAUGUUAAUAACAAUAAUUUUUCUGAACUUGGAAUUGUUAAUGGAUUUAAUAAAUACAUGUAUGAAAAACCAAAAGUCUAUUUUAUAUCAAAUCUGGUAAAUUUAAAUAGUGAACUUCAUCAACUUCAAGAAAAUGGCAUAAAUAGUUUAUCAGAAAAGAUAUUAAGUUCAAAAAAUAAAGAGCUUCAUUUAAAUUUGCCCAUGCUAUAUCUUCAGCAGGGGUAUACUGGAAUUAUUUGGAAAAUAAAUGUUAAUGAAAUACUAAAUAAAGAUUGUUUUAUAAAAUUUAUAAUUAAAAGCACUAAUUUUGAACAGUAUAAAAAUUCUGAACUAAAACAUUAUGAACACAUGUUAAAAUAUGAAGAUGUGUUAAAACUUGUGGGAUUAGGUUGGAUUGAAUAUCAACUUCCAACAAAUGUAGGUGAACUUUACGUACAACCUUCAAUUGAAAUAAAUGGUUCUAUUAAUAUGCAAAUAGAUUAUGCUCGACAUGGGUGUAAUGAAGAAGAGAUAACUUAUAUUCCUAACAUAGGUGAUUUAUUACCAAAUUUUUACAAAAUUUGUCCAAAUGUUCCAGAAACUUUUAAAAAUAAAUGUUUUUCAAGAAAAGAAAUGGAAAACUUGCUUGAACUGAAAGAUAUAAUUAACCACCUAUGACUGUUUUUUUUUUAAAUUAAUACUGUUUCAUUUUUUUU
Rhizophagus irregularis DAOM 181602=DAOM 197198 is the source of this 1034-nucleotide messenger RNA. RefSeq lists its product as uncharacterized. Lineage: Eukaryota; Fungi; Glomeromycota; Glomeromycetes; Glomerales; Glomeraceae. Gene Ontology annotation, molecular function: protein binding. The record is from RefSeq and is a predicted model, not a curated record.